UAUAUCGUUGACUGGCUAAAAUGUUAUGUUCUUUUAUAUUUACUUGAGCAAUAACGGAGAUACCUAUGUUGUGGAUAUUAUUUUACUUAUUGAAUGUGCGUCUACGGCAGCACUGAAAAAUACUGUGGAAAAUAACGCUUCGAUAAGCCUGUUUGUAUCAACUGGGUAGACAUGUACUUGGACAAACUAUGAGUUCAGGUAAUUGGUAUAAAGAAAAAUCAAGUAUUUGAUGAGGAUAUGUAUAUUAACAUAAAUAUAUGUAAGUUAAUACCAUAGGUAUAAUUUCUUAUAUAUUUUCGCUGCCGUUGCCACUGACAAUGAAUGCAUGUUUAUAACAGAGGCUAUUUUACUGUAAGCUUAUAUGUAUAUAUAUAGGUAUGUAUAUUCGUAUAACAUUCUCGUUGACUAGAAUUCACAUCCACAUAGUACAUAUCCCAGAACAAUUGCUAAGAAAAGGAAAACAAAACAAAUAUAUGCCAUCACACUCAUACCACAAAUCUUUGAUAUUAAAACAGUGUUCUUAUGUAUGUGUAUGCAUUUGUCGACAGUAUGUCGGAUGAUAGCGGGCCGGUUACACGUUUUUAAGCAAAAGAAAGUAUUGCUUGUAAAAAUUUCUAUAACCUGGUUGUACCACAACGGUUGAAUGUCUCAUAUUAUGAUAGCCUAAACCGUUAAUUAAGAUAUAUUGUAAGUUUAUUGAAAUUUUGUAACAAAUAUAUUUCAGUAAAGUGUUUCAAUGUUCAUGUUUUUCAAAAAAGUAUGUGAAUAUAGUUAUGAAUGUAGAUAUGUGUGCAUACAGUUAAUUACUAAACAUUUAGGCAUACAUUAUUACCUUGAAUGAAUAUUACACAUAUGUAUACACUAAAUAAUACAUACAUAAAUUAAAAGUCACAGUGUUAUACUCAGACUUUAAAUGCUUCUCAUAUGUAUAUUGUUCUACAGGAAAGCGUAAGCGUGUUCAGUAAUGUUUUAUUAUCUGAGUUUUAAUUAAGUAUGUGCUUAAUCAAUAAAUAUCGUUCUUUUACAAAAAUAAAACAACUGAAUACCACAAAAACAAAUCAUUUUUGGAUAGAAAACAAUAAUAAUAUAAAGAAGAAAUUUACAAGUAAUGUUUAUACUAGUAACAUUAAAAAUGUGUAGAAAAAUAAAAAAAGGAUGUAUAAGUUGGUUAAUAGUAUUUUGAUUAGUUGUGGACUAUGAUUUGAUUCAAUUUGGUAAAGAAUAACACUACUCAAGGAAUAUGAAGGAAAGUAUUUUAAAAAUAACGGGUUUUAUUUACUACACCGGAUCCAAAAUACAUAUAUACUAAUGAAAAAUUAAUUAAAUAAAGUUCAAAAUGGUUACUUUCGUUCCUGAUGCCAGUAAAUUCCACGUUUGCAGUCUUGAACCCAACAGUUCUUUGGAAAAAUGAAGGCGUGAAAUAUCUAUGUUGCUUGCACAACUUUAAACAAAACUCAACCGGGAUAUCACCAAAUUGCACUUAUUUAAAAAGGAAUUUAUAAAUUUAAUUAAAGCACAAUGUCUUCAAUAUCGCAAAAUUUAAUACCUGUGGAAAAAAAGGAGCAGAUUUCUUUAUCUCAAAAAUUAACUAUUCAUGAACAGCAUCAUCAACUCUAUGCUUUGAAAUGGAGUGAAUUUCAAUCAUCUAUAGUUAACUGUUUUCAACGGUUGCGAGAUGAGGAAGACUUUGUGGAUGUAACUAUAUCUUGUGAUCAGCGAUCAUUUGCUGCCCAUAGAGUUGUGCUCAGUGCCUGCAGCCCCUACUUUCGUAAAUUGUUGAAAUCAAAUCCCUGCAAACACCCCAUCGUAAUAUUACGAGAUGUUUACUCAGAGCACAUGGAAUGUCUACUAAGUUUCAUGUACAAUGGAGAAGUAAAUAUAAGACAAGAUCAAUUACAAGAUUUUUUAAAAACUGCACAUAUGCUGCAGAUACGUGGCUUGACGGAUGUUUCUGAUAACUACUGCUCUCCAGAAUUUAAUUUUGCAGAAAAUAAACCACUGGAUAAUUCCAUUAUCAGUAGUAAAGCAUAUAAAAAGGAUUCUGAUAAAGAUGGCGGUAAUACAGAAUGUGUAGAAAACACUAGUCAUUUUUCAAAAUACAAACUGUUUUCUGAUCGUCCAAUUACAUCCGCUUUGAUGACCAACUUUAAUAAUAAUUCUGUUACCCCAUCUCUUAUAAAGGAAACACAAUCGGCUGCAUCUUCUCUCCAAAGGGAAAAUACCGAUCCAUAUCGCAAUCGAAAAAACAUUCUAACACCACCACCCCAAAAACGCAUUAAAAGUGCGGACCUAUUUCGUGCCCAACACGGCAUUAAUUCCGAACGAGCUCUUUCAGAAGCAGAAUUUCCAGCUAUUUUACAACAUCAAAUAUCUCGGGAACGAAGACAUAUAUUUAGUGAUUGCGAUAGACUCACAGAAGCCAGUGAAACUAAUAUAGGAUCAUCUAUAGAAGAAAAAACAGCUUUAAAUUUUCAGCGCACAGAUACACAACCCACACAUGAUGAAAGUGCCGAUGACGACUCCAACUGUAGCAGCGAGCUCCCUCUUGACCGUGUAGGUGCACACCAGGAAACGAAUGACUCAGUGGAUAAUCUACGACCUACCAUGCAGAACAUGUUUUCAGGAAUUCCGAAAUCUUUGGAACAACAAGCCCUUUUAAAUAAGAAUGAUUUUGGAGCUCAUCGUUCAGUGGAAAUGAGGGUAAGAGCCACAGAUCCACGACCGUGUCCAAAAUGUGGAAAAAUUUACAGGUCGGCACAUACGCUCCGUACUCAUCUUGAGGAUAAACAUACCGUUUGUCCUGGAUAUAGAUGCGUUUUAUGUGGUACUGUUGCGAAAUCUCGUAAUUCAUUGCAUUCACAUAUGUCACGUCAGCAUCGUGGUAUAUCUACGAAAGAUCUUCCUGUGUUACCAAUGCCUUGUGCUUUUGACCCUAUAUUGGCUUCACGUUUAUUAGCUAAGGCUGGGGUAAAAAUUUCACCAGAUGAUUUACAUAACCAUGCAUCUCCUGCCAAUACAGCUAGUAUAACAGGUAUAGAUUACAGCUAUAAUACACAACAUAAUACAGAAAUUUAUGAAACGAAUAUGGAAUCUGAUGAUGAUCCGGAAGAUUUAACUGCAUGCCGAAUGAAUUUAAAUAGCUCUUCUACAGGAUAUGACAACAAACAAGAAAAUGUUUUCGACAUUGGACAUAAGAAUAAGUCGAUUUCACAUAUCAGAAAUGAAGCAGCAAUUGCUGCCGCGGCAGCUGCAUUGAGCGCGCAAAAGGAAUUGCCCAGCCGACAGUCAACAACGAACCAACCUCUUCUUGAUCUUCACCUUUUGCAGUUUUUAACAGAAAAUACUUUUGGUAUGGGAAUUUCACAGGAACAUACAACAGCAGCUACUUUACAUGCAGCAAAAAUUGUGCAGUUAAACGCUCUUGGACAUAAAUUCGAGAGUUUAUCACCUGCAUUGGCGCAAUCCCAUUGCGAUUUAUCGAAAGAGUCCAUUGCAAAUGAAUCAUUUGGCAGCAAAAGAUGUCCAAUAGCAAUUUUUCCUACCGAACCUAUUUUAAGACAACAUCUUUCAAGCGAUACUUCUAUUAGCGAAAACAUCAAAACGUUUUCAAGCUUAAUCACAAAGGAUCCUCAUCCUUCUGAUAUCGCUAAAAGUCUUAUUGAAAACCAACCACCAGAAGGUGCACAUAACUUAAAUAAAAAUAAAUGUAAUGAUGCGGAUAAAAAUGAACACGGAGGAAAAAACAAUUUUAAUGAAAAGGAAUUACUAUAACAAAAGAAAAAAUAAAAACGAUAACAUUACGUACAUACAGAUUUAUAACUAACACGUAAAAAAGUGCGUUAUAGCCUUAAAUAUGUAUAUGUUUAAAUUAAAUUCAGAUUUCAAUAUAUUCUUUCAUUAAGUUUAUAUUAUAUAAAAGUAUAUCUAUAUUUUGUUUAGCUACUUUUUAAUGUCAAACGUGACAAAUAAAUUAAGAGUGAAAUCGAAACCUUUACUUAUUAUUGUGUUAUUGCAUACAUUUUUCUUUAGAAAUUGAAGCCGUCAUGAGAGGACAGGAAAGAACAGUUUACUCCAUAACUCAUAGAGAGAUUUAACUCUCCAACCAAAAAGGCAACGAAACUACAAGUAUGUUUUUGUGACAAAGGAAAAAUAUAAAUUUAACUUUGAGCAGACUUUGUAAAUUAUUUUUUUUUAUAUAAAAAAAAUAUUUCAUUGAAACUGAUUUUUUUCGUAAACAAUUUCAAAACUCAGCCAUUGAGACGUAAUUUUCUCGACUGCUCGAAAAAAAGUUUCCCCGAGUUAAUUUUUACUUAUGUAAAAAUGAGAAUAUAAGCAAAUAAUUUUACUGCAUUCCUUAUUAAUAUUCUUAAGAUUGACAGAUUACACAUAUGUUAGUGCUAUUUAUAGUAAAAUGUGUGUACUUAUUACUAGUUGAUAGUUUAUUACUAGUUUUAUAGAUAUCAUAUUACAUAAAUGUGUGUGUUUGUGUACUUACUACUAGUUGAGUUUACUACAUCAUAUUCCACAAAUCAUAUUACAUAUGUAUUUAUGUAAGUUAACGCCACAUACGCUUAAAAUAACUUGCAAAGCUUUAUUGCCAAAAACCUCCUGUGUGAGACUUGCACAGCAAGCAGUACCCCACGGGUAACCGACAACGGGAUCAAAUGACACCCCACGUGCAUCCGCGCAAAUGUUGAAUCAACAACAUCUUUGAGUACAGCGGUAAUAUGACUUAGGUUUAAUUUAAAGUUUAAGGAACUUUUGUAAACAGUUCUAAUUUCUCAAUAAACUCGCGUCUCCGCGCUUGAAAUAAAAAAA
This is a messenger RNA of Bactrocera oleae (olive fruit fly), 4818 nucleotides long. The record is from RefSeq and is a predicted model, not a curated record. NCBI's taxonomy places the organism in Eukaryota, Metazoa, Arthropoda, Insecta, Diptera, Tephritidae.